Molecule: messenger RNA, 1224 nt
Organism: Volvox carteri f. nagariensis
Lineage: Eukaryota; Viridiplantae; Chlorophyta; Chlorophyceae; Chlamydomonadales; Volvocaceae
Exons: 10
Biological process (GO): trehalose biosynthetic process
Cellular component (GO): cytosol
Molecular function (GO): catalytic activity
Source: RefSeq, a predicted model, not a curated record
CAGGUACUGCUCGUACAGAUUGCCGUACCGUCUCGUACGGACGUGCCAGAGUACCAGAAGCUGCGCAGCAUGGUUCAUGAGAUCGUUGGUCGCAUCAACGGUCAGUACGGCACUCUGACGUACGUUCCCAUCUUCCAUUUGGACACCUCCCUGUCCUUCACGGAGUUGUGUGCUCUGUACGCCGUGACCGAUGUGGCUCUGGUGACUUCGCUGAGGGAUGGAAUGAACCUGGUCAGCUACGAGUACGUGGCUUGCCAAUCGGACAACGCGGGGGUGCUGGUGCUAUCGGAGUUCGCGGGAGCGGCACAAAGUUUGGGCGCCGGCGCGCUGCUGGUGAACCCUUGGAAUAUCUCCGACGUGGCCCAGGCCAUCUACGACGCCCUGUCCAUAAGCGAGGAGGAGCGCCGGGAGAGACACCGGCAGAACUACAUGCACGUGCAGACCCACACAGCCCAGCACUGGGCCGAUACUUUCAUCACGGAGCUCAACGACACCCACAUCGAGGCCGAUCUGAGGAUGAGGCACACACCCCCGCCGCUUGAUGUCCAGGAGGUGGUUCGGGCCUACCAGAGCAGCAAGAGAAGACUUGUCGUACUGGGUUACAACGCCACGUUGACCACCAGUGUGGAGGCGCCCAGGUGGGGGCGGGGGAGACGGCAGUUCGAGCAGGUCAAGGCCCUGGCCAAAGUCAACCCCCGAGUCAUGCAGUCCGUGUGUGCCCUGUGCACGGACCCUGCCAACGUGGUGGUCAUCUUUAGUGGCUCCGAAACCUCUAAAUUGGAUGAGAUAUUCGGCCACUUGCCCGUGUGGCUGGCUGCGGAGAACGGUGUGUUUUUCCCCCUCCCUUUCUCCCUCCCUCGUUAUCCACCUCCUCUUUCUCUCUCUCUCUGUGUCCCCACGGCCCCCAUGUGCGUACAUAUAUACAUGUACAUACGUACGCACAUACAUACAUGCAUACGUACAGAUGUUGAGUUUGGUCGCAUCCAGGCUCGUGACCUGCUACAGCACCUGUGGACCGGACCCAUUAGUAACGCCCCCGUGGAGAUCAUCCAGGGAGGGAAGAGCGUGGAGGUUCGUCCCGUUGGCGUAACCAAGGGCCUGGCCAUGCAGCGCCUGGUGGGCCUUAUCGCGGCGGAGGGGGGCAUUGAGGCGGCUGCCUUUGACAUGGUGCUGUGCAUCGGGCAUCUGCUGGGGCGAGAUGAGAACCUGUUUUCCUUGUUCGAG